Messenger RNA from Anarrhichthys ocellatus (wolf-eel), 1035 nucleotides. RefSeq names its product caspase recruitment domain-containing protein 8. The record is from RefSeq and is a predicted model, not a curated record. The coding region runs from base 159 to 884 and encodes 241 amino acids. The transcript has 5 exons. Lineage: Eukaryota; Metazoa; Chordata; Actinopteri; Perciformes; Anarhichadidae.
UGCCUCUGGCGGUCAGUAAGGAUGAAAUAGAAAGGUAGUUGGUUUUGUUUUCCUGUGAUGUUAUUUCCUCUAAUGCACGCUCACAACAUGAAUGUGACCUGAUCAAAAAGCAGAUUAGUUGCUUCAUAUCAGGACUUUGAAGCUAGCUAACUCAAAGAAUGAACAAUUAUUUAAAACUUGAUCAUAACUUUUGGGAUUGUGUUCCUCCCGACAGGUUGAAUAACAGGUCGAUCACUAACAAACACAAACAAUGUGACACCGACGGCAAACUGCAUGUGAAAACAAAUGUGCCCAACAUAGAGACUCCAUUCUCAUUCUCACCUGAACACACAGCUGAAUCUUCAUACAGGUUCAGGUGUCCUGGUCCAGGUGUGUUCCAGUGUUCUUUGACUGGACUGGUGUUUGUUAUGGCUCAAGAGGCAGAGCUGCUGUACAGGACUGUCCAAUGGGAUGAGGGCCUCCUCCAGCCAGCUGGCAAGAAGGCUGCAGGGCCGCUGUUCGACAUCAAGAGUUCUGAGGAUGCUGCAGUCUGUCGGCUCCACCUCCCACACUGUGAAACAAAGCACGCGUUGGUCUUUGACGGCCUGUUGUCUGUCGUCCACAUCACUGAUGAUGGAAUGACAAUCCUGGAGCCGCUGGAGAUUACGGAUACUCAUGUGGUGGUGAAGGUCCCUAACCUCUCCGCUUUUGGCCUCGUCUGGGAUUACGUCAGGAGGUUUCUGAACAUCACACUGCCAAUAAAGGGUCAAGUUCUGCUGUUCCUCCGACCUCCGCACUCCAGUGAUCAAAUUCUCGAUGUGUUGCUGCUGCAGAAAAACAUCCCUGUGCAUGAGGUAAAGCUCUCUGUCAUAUGUGCUCACCAGCAACUUAGACUCUUGUUUUAAGCCACAGCUGUUUCCACAAAGACGGUUCACACGUUGCUCCUCGUGCUGUGCUAAGAAUCAAAUCUAUCUGAACUGUAAAUCUUCAGAUUGCUUUGUUUUGUUUUUGUAGUUUUUUGAUUCUCUCUCAGCAUGUAUUUCCAUCUGCCACUAA